Molecule: messenger RNA, 1254 nt
Organism: Argentina anserina (silverweed cinquefoil)
Lineage: Eukaryota; Viridiplantae; Streptophyta; Magnoliopsida; Rosales; Rosaceae
Product: mannan endo-1,4-beta-mannosidase 4-like
Exons: 5
Coding region: 1-1254 (417 amino acids)
Molecular function (GO): mannan endo-1,4-beta-mannosidase activity
Source: RefSeq, a predicted model, not a curated record
AUGGGUUUGUUCCGUACCUGUAUUCUUUUAUGUUCAUUAGUGUUCUUCAAUAUCCAGAAGGGAAGUUAUUGCAGAGGUGAAACCCAGGCUGCCUCUAGUAGUUUUGCUAAAACAAAUGGAAACCAUUUUGUUAUGGAUGGGAGAUCAUUCUACUUAAAUGGUUUCAAUGCAUACUGGAUGAUGUACAUGGCAGCUGACCCCUCGACAAGAGCCAAGGUCACUUCUGCAUUCCAACAAGCCUCAAGCUAUGGUAUGAACAUUGCCAGAACUUGGGCUUUUAGCGAUGGCGGCAGCUACAGACCUCUUCAGUCUUCUCCUGGCCGCUAUAACGAAGACAUGUUCAAGGGAUUAGACUUUGUAAUCUCAGAAGCUGGAAAUCAUGGUGUGCAUGUGAUACUGAGCUUGGUGAACAACUUCGACGAUUAUGGCGGAAGAAAGCAAUAUGUGCAGUGGGCAAAGGAACGUGGCCAAGCCAUCAACAACGAAGACGACUUCUAUAACAAUACUGUUGUCAAAGGCUACUAUAAAGAUCACAUUAGGACUGUGCUCACGAGAAUCAACUCCAUUACUGGGGUGGCUUACAAGGAUGACUCAACCAUUUUUGCUUGGGAAUUAAUGAACGAACCUCGUUGUCAACUUGAUCAAUCUGGAAUCCUUCUCCAGCAAUGGGUGAAAGAAAUGGCUGCUCAUGUUAAGUCCAUUGAUAGUAACCAUUUACUGGAGAUAGGGCUUGAAGGAUUCUAUGGUGGAACAACCCCGGAAAAGAAGCAGUUCAAUCCUAGUAAUCAAGAAUAUGGCUCUGAUUUCGUAGCCAACAACUUGAUUCCCGAGAUCGACUUUGCCUCGAUUCAUAUAUACGCCGAGCAAUGGUUACCAGGGGCAAGUGAAGACGAACAAGCUAAUUUUGUGGACAAAUGGGUUGGAGUACACAUUGAAGACUGUAACUCGGUGGUUAAUAAACCACUAGUUAUGGGGGAGUUUGGCAAAUCUUACAAAUUGCCAGGGUACACCAUAGAAAAGAGGAAUGCUUACUUUGAAAAACUAUACGAUGUCGUUUUCCACAGCGCAAGCAGUGACGGAGCCUGCGCCGGCGGACUUUUCUGGCAGCUGCUUGCUCAAGGAAUGGACAACUUCAGAGACGGAUACGAUGUCGUUCUGGAGGAGAGCCCUUCCACGGCUAGUGUGAUUGCUCAACAGUCUCAUAAGCUAACUGGGUUAACUAGGCAAGAUAGUAAUGUUACACAGAGUACAUAA